Molecule: messenger RNA, 1244 nt
Organism: Mytilus californianus (California mussel)
Lineage: Eukaryota; Metazoa; Mollusca; Bivalvia; Mytilida; Mytilidae
Product: cytoglobin-1-like
Exons: 3
Coding region: 476-1027 (183 amino acids)
Molecular function (GO): oxygen binding; heme binding
Source: RefSeq, a predicted model, not a curated record
UAUAUAUUGGAGCAGGUAGCAGUAAGAGAACAUUUCGUGUUACGAUACGAGGUAUUGAGAGGGACAGUUUUUAUUGUAUUUAUUUGUGUUAAUAGAAUUCCGAUAAUUUAUCUGUCAAAAUGAAUAUACGUAAAUGCUAAUGCGUUUAAAUAAAACCAGUUUUUAUCAUGGAUCAGAUUGAUAUAACCUGGAUGAGUCCUAGCAUGUGAAUAUAAUUACAUUUUCUCUAUAGCAAUUGGUUAUUUCGAGAAAUAUAAACGAUCUUUAACCCGUCACAGAACAAUUGCAUUAAUAGUAAAUUCUGACAAUCAUAUUGCUGCUCUAUCUUUGUUUUCAUGGACUAAAUAGAAAAGCUUAUAAAUGUAAAAGGAUGUCCUUUGAUAAAACUAUGUGAUCACACAUCUGUCAUGUUAAUUUCUUUUUUGAAAUGUAAGAUUUGUUUUCAUUUGUGACAUUUCAAGACAGCAUUUCGAAAAUGGGAAAUAAAACACCUGGAAAAACGAAAAUAGGAAAGGAAAACUUGAAUAUGUAUUUGACACCAAGACAGCGGUUACUCGUGCAAGCUAAUCUUGAUGAUUUGAAGGAUGAUCUGUCUGAUCUUGGAUUGGUAGUUUUUAUAAGGUUUUUUGAAGUUCAACCGAAGUUGAAGGUACUAUUUCCUAAGAUUGUCCGAAUUAAUGACCAGAAUGAACUGGAACUUGGGACAGAUAUAGAAAUGCUAAAGAAACAUGCUUCAAUUGUAAUGCACAGUUUAGCUGCAGCUAUUGAAAGUUUAGACGAAUCAGAGGCCUUGAAUUCCGUCCUUCUAGAAGUGGGCCGUCAGCAUGUAAAGCGUAACGUAAAAUCAAAAAUUAUAUUGCGUCUAUGGCCUGCUCUCAGUUAUGGACUCGAGUCGUAUUUGAAAGAAAAGUACACAAAAGAAUCGUCGACGGCUUGGAAAAAAGUGUUCUUCUAUAUAGUGAAGCAAAUGAAAGUUGGAAUGAUGACAUCAGAUAGUGAAGAAGAGGCUACUACAUCAUCGUACUGAAAUAUACUGGAACAAAUAAUAUAGUGCGAACACAAAUGUUGCAUAUACUCAUGAGUCUCAGAUAUCAAUACGCAAGCCAAAUACAAAUCCAAUCUUAAUCUUUUUGUCAUAUCUUGUAAUAUAUUUCCUUUCUCUUUUUUUUUCGUCAUUGUUGUAAAUAACAAUAUACGAUUGAAACCACUUUCUGUUCGGAACAAUAAAACAUAAUAGAUUUCUA